Oryza sativa Japonica Group (Japanese rice) is the source of this 2746-nucleotide messenger RNA. Lineage: Eukaryota; Viridiplantae; Streptophyta; Magnoliopsida; Poales; Poaceae. The record is from RefSeq and is a predicted model, not a curated record.
AUGUCUGGCUUCUGCAAUGUAACCGACACUGUGUACCAAUGCUGCAGGAUGUAUGAGAAGAGAAAAUGUCGGAGGGUUUCACCGGUGCACCGGCGGCGGAUAGCUCCACGGUUCGUCGCCGGCGAUGAUCCGCAUUUCCUCCUCGCCGGCUACUGCCUCUGCGUCCUCCUCCUACGGUCCUACCUCGCCUCCAAGCUCCUGCCGAAAUGCCGCUCCCUCGCCGCCAUCAAGCAACUCCACGCCCACCUCCUCCACUACGCCCACCGUGCCUCCUUCCCUUACAACCACUUCCUCUCCAAGCUCCUCUCCCUCUUCACCUCCUCCUCUGCCGCCGCUACAACCGACUCCACCGCCGCUGCCUCCGACUACGCUCUCCUGCUCCUCGCAUCCCACCCCGCCUCCACCGCCUUCUCCUACAACGUCGCCAUCCGCUUCUUCGCUUCCUCCCGUCCCCACACCUCGCUCCGCCUCUUCCUCGAAAUGCUCCGCUCCGACCUCCGCCCAGACUCCUACACGCUUCCUUUCCUCCUCCUCGCCGCCGCCCGAUGCCCCGCGCCAUCUCUCGCCCGCGCGCACGCGCUGCUUGAGAAGAUCGACUUGAAUAGCCACGACCACACUGUCCAUUCUCUUAUCACCAUAUACUCCUACCUUGAUGAUCCUGGAGCCGCACGAAAGGUGUUCAACGGAAUUCCCAGCCGGGACGUGGUCUCUUGGAACGCUAUGAUGAAGGCAUAUGGGCGGGUGGGGAUGAACGGUGAGGUAGGCAGGAUGUUACGGGACAUGGUGAAGGACGGUGCAGUUGUGCCCAAUGCCGUGACGUUGGCUGUCGUGCUAGCUGCAUGCAGGGAUGAGGGAGAUUUGGUGCUUGGAAGGUGGGUGGAAGAGUGGUCAAAGUCCGCAGGGAUGGAAACGGACUCUCUUGUUGGCUCGGCACUUGUGGGUAUGUAUGAGAAGUGUGGAGAGAUUGCAGAGGCGCGGCGUGUGUUUGACAGCAUCAUUGACAAGGACGUAGUCGCUUGGAAUGCCAUGAUUACUGGAUAUGCGCAAAAUGGCAUGUCAAAUGAAGCCAUUUCCUUGUUCCACAACAUGAAGAAAGCAGGCGUAUGUCCAGAUAAGAUAACAUUGGCUGGAGUCCUCUCGGCCUGCUCUGCUGUUGGAGCUCUGGAGCUAGGUUCUGAACUGGACGGUUACGCCUCAUGCAGAGGUCUCUACAAUAAUGUUUACGUCGGGACAGCCUUAGUGGACAUGUACGCUAAGUGUGGAGAUCUUGACAAAGCCAUAGAAGUGUUUAGGAAGAUGAGAUGCAAGAAUGUAGCCUCUUGGAAUGCCCUUAUCUGUGGCCUUGCCUUUAACGGGCAAGGUGAUGAAGCCAUUCAGCAUUUUGAACUGAUGAGGAACGAGGAUGGGCUCAAGCCAGAUGAUAUCACUUUCAUAGGUGUCCUUUCUGCUUGUGUACAUGCUGGGUUAGUGAAAGAUGGCAAGCGCUGGUUCAAUUCCUUGACAUCUGAGUUUCAGAUUAUUCCUAAGAUUGAGCACUACUCAUGUAUGGUUGAUCCAUUGGCGCGGAGUGGACAUUUGGAGGAAGUGUGGGACUUCAUCGAGAAGAUCCCUGACAAGGUAGAUGCAGUGAUGUUGGGGGCUUUGCUUGCAGCUUGUCGAAAAUGCAAGAAUGUUGAAAUUGGUGAGAGGGUCAUCAACAGGAUCAUUCAGCUGGAACCCACAAACUCGUGGAACUAUGUGGUGUCGUCCAAGAUAUACGCCAGCUCAGGUAGAUUGGAUGACUCAGCAAAGAUGAGAGGGCUAAUGAGGGAAAGAGGUGUCAACAAAACUCCAGGUUGCAGCUGGGUUGAGAUUAGUGGGAAAGUCCUUGAAUUCUAUGCAGGGGACGAACCACAGCAUGGUGCAGAUGAUAUGUAUCAGGUCCUAGACCUACUGGUUGAUGAGAUGAGGUUGGAAGGAUAUGUUCCAAAUCUUGAUGUGGUGUAGCAAAUAAGUUUCAGUUGUUGCCGUCUUGCUGAAAGUUGCUUCUGCAUUGGUGUUUACGUCUCUGAGGCUGUGACUUUGUGGAUAUGUGAUACAAGUUACUUCAUGAUACCACCUUCCUAACUGAAAUGUUGCUUUGCUACAGAAUUGGGAUGGGCAAACACAAUUUAGAACGGCAUCACACUAGAGAAAAUUCUUGGCACAAUUAUUCAGGAAAGUGACUCAAGGUUGCCACCUGGAUAUAUCAACUUGAUCAGCAUGUAUGGGUAUGCUGCUUCCAGAUCUCAUAUAGGCCCCAAUGCAAUCGCGACCAACUGUUCCAUUGAAUCUUGCUUAGAGGUUACACAGGAGAUCCAGAAUUUGCGAUGACGGCUACCUACACCCUACGUGUUGACGAAGCAGGCAAGAUUGUUGCUGUUGAAGAUCACAGAAUUGUAUUUGGGAUAAGCAAUCCAUCAAUGUACCCUGCAAGCAUUGGCUUCCCAAAACCAGAGAACUCUCACGAAGGCGGUAAUCUGAAAUAGGGGCACUGAUCAUCCUGCACUACAGAUGCAACAAUUUUUGCUAUGCUGCUUUUCAAGUGGCAAGCAGCAAUGUUAUCUUUGUUAUUGAGGCAUUUGCUUCUCCUUCUCUGUGCAUGCAGUAGCAUCCUCUGUUUAACACGAUUGUUUCUCCUCUAUUCUGUUUAUUAACAUGUAAAAAUGCUGUUCCUGCUCCUCACUUUUGCAUCAGCUGUUUUAUACAAACAUGUGAAAACUCAGAA